Kickxella alabastrina is the source of this 891-nucleotide messenger RNA. RefSeq lists its product as uncharacterized. The transcript is spliced from 7 exons. Lineage: Eukaryota; Fungi; Kickxellomycota; Kickxellomycetes; Kickxellales; Kickxellaceae. Gene Ontology annotation, biological process: potassium ion transport. Bases 1 to 891 code for a protein of 296 amino acids. The record is from RefSeq and is a predicted model, not a curated record. Gene Ontology annotation, cellular component: membrane.
AUGGUCUGUGCGCAAAGCUACAUGAGCGCAGGGUUCAUGGCUAUUUUUUACCCGGUGCGGUUCCUCAGGCUUCACGUUGUGCACUCUGGAGUUAACUGGUACAUUCAAGCCAACAAUCUGCAGUCUCCCAGCUUUACUUUCCUCGAUGCCAUCUACUUUAUUGCUAUGAACUCACUUGAUCCAAACGACUCCAUACCGCAAAACACCUUUUCAAUUGUUAUCUCCAUGGCCAUUGUUGCCCUAAUUGCCUUCGCCGUGCCCUCGCGGGUAACCAGACUGGUUGAUUUAGCGCUCAAGACAUCAGCAUACAACAAGUUUGUAGCGCUUCCAAAGGCCUCACGUCACGCUGUGGAUCCGGCAUACGCCAACCGUGUGUUCUAUGUCAAAGGCCGCGCUACCAGCUUCAGCACGCUCAAAAAAGCACGAGUCGAUCUGGCCACGUGCAUCUACAUUCUGGCGCGCAAGCACAGCCAUGGGUCUGGCAUUGAAGAAGACGCCGAGACCGUAUUGAUUGCACUAGCUCUGAGCGCCUUUGGAAUAUCGGGCAAUCAAGUGCGCCGGAUUGAUGGGCGGCUGGUGACUUCGCCGCGCAAGUUUCAGGUGUUUGCACAGACCCUCCUUCCGGGUAGCAUAUCUCAUUUGGCGUACUUGCAGACCACCCGUAUAAUGUGCGUCGACGAGAUGCGCAUGGGAAUAAUGGCGCAGAACUGUGCUACGCCCGGGUUCGCCGCUCUGGCAUAUAUGCUGUCGACAUCAGUGGCCAAUCAUUCGGACUGGGACUAUACAGGAGUCCUGAACGAAACAAUUGCCAAAUCAGCAGCGCCGUACGAUUACAUAUUGGAAAAGUAUGAUAUGCUUUUUGCCAUUUCGACCGACGUCCAAUCGUAUUGA